Triplophysa rosa is the source of this 5410-nucleotide messenger RNA. RefSeq names its product splicing factor 3b, subunit 1 (gene sf3b1). Gene Ontology annotation, molecular function: mRNA binding. The record is from RefSeq and is a predicted model, not a curated record. The transcript is spliced from 22 exons. Gene Ontology annotation, biological process: spliceosomal complex assembly. Bases 1538 to 4930 code for a protein of 1130 amino acids. NCBI's taxonomy places the organism in Eukaryota, Metazoa, Chordata, Actinopteri, Cypriniformes, Nemacheilidae. Gene Ontology annotation, cellular component: U2 snRNP; catalytic step 2 spliceosome; U12-type spliceosomal complex.
UUUGACACCAUCCCUAUCUUAGCUUAUUACACGUAUCCAUGCUGAUCAGUAUUUACCCUACCCAUGAGGUUCUUGUCCAGACCGCCCUUGAUGUUCCUUAACCCUUCGAACGUCACCCAACAGCUUGCUCCCUGGAUUCAAAUCCGUAAGCCUGCCUCAGUAAGGCAUAGUUUGGCUUAUGAAUAUAAGUAAAUGGAACAGCAAGCUUUCCUGGCUGAGCAAUUUUUGGGAGACUGUUGGUUGGGUGUCAGUUGUGCCAGCAGGACAUAGGUUGCAGGUAGGUGUGUUGUUCGAAGGGUUAAUAGAUUAUAGGCUCCACAAACAGGCACUGUGAGAUGUAGGCGUGAGUUUAAUAUUGUGUGCAGUGUACUGCCUUUGUGCAGGUACUGACUGACCCUGGAAGCCUAAACUUCACUUUUCUCUUGUUCCGUAAGAUAUUCCACUUACUUGCCUAAUAGCAGUCAAUAAUGAGUCGGGCUGCUGGUAGUAUAUGAUUAGAAACAUAACUUGAGCCAUCUGUGGCUGACUUUGACAAUUUUCUUAGACUACAAGUUGGGUCCAACGUGUAGUGAAGGCAGAUUAAAUGGCCAGUAAUGGCUUAUUUCCAGAUAUGCAGACUUACUUUCAGCCUUUUUGGUAUCAAUAAAACCUGUUGGUGCUCAAAUACCAGCACAUUUAGAUUUUAAGAAUGUGCUUUUAACAGGCUGCUCACCCAAAACGGCUAAUGUUCGGAUUAUGGAAGGAAACUGAGUCUGGUUAAGGCAGAUCUUGCAUGUAGUCACAGACAGAGGACUCUUAAAAAACUGUUUUGUAAAUAUAUCUCUAUUUUAUCAUAAAAUAGAGAUAUAUCUAUUGAAGAAUCUGUGUACCAAGAUUCCACAGGCCCAUACUAACUGUCCUUAAUUUCUCUCCUACAGCAGUACUGCUUUGCCAGUCCUGUCUGCACUCUCUUAAGGGUGCAGCAACUCGUCCUGUGUAGGUUAUGGUCAACAAAAAGAAACGUGUUUCUCAGAUAAAGCAAGGCCAUAGUUUUUUCUGGUGUUAGGCCAGAGGGCCUAUCAGGGGAAACCAACAUGAAAACCUUGUGUACUUUUGAGAUUUGUCAUGCCCUCCCUUCUCAUUUCAACUUGAUUUUAACCAAUUCAUCUUAGUUCAUUUUUAAUAAGGCCAGAUCCACGCUUUUAAGUUAUUCAUUUCAGAUUUUUAGAUCAAAUUUAUUCAUCUGAAUUCCCCAAAUUGUUCAGUCUCUCUGGCUGCAACAUGCAUAUUAGCUACUUUUUGUUUCCAUUUUGCAAUUCAACAUGGAGUCACAAGACUGUAAACAAGGUUUAUCCCCCCUUUUUUGUUUGAGUGACAAGAGCAGAACAGGUGGUAUGCUAUUGUGUGUGUGAGUUCAAACCCUUUUCCAAAGUGUUACUAAUGGUAAAGAGAAAUUUUCUAGGCUUCUUUUCUGCCGGUUGAAGUCUGACUGCAGAGGGACCCUUGGCACUGAAAGUGGGGCAAAACGCCGGACCCCAAGGUGCAGAUCCGGACGUACAUGGAUGUUAUGAAGGAGCAGCAUCUGUCCAAAGAAGAGAGAGAGAUCAGGCUGCAGAUGGUUGAGAAAGCGAAAUCUGGGGAGCUGAAAGCAGUGAACGGCUCUGCUGCGUCUCAGGCCGCUGUAGCCAAACGCAAACGUCGAUGGGACCAGACAGCUGACCAAACCCCAGGCAACACCACACCCAAAAAAGUGUCCAGCUGGGACCAGGCAGAUAACGCUCCUGAAACACCAGGACAUACACCAGGACAUACACCAUCCAACAGUCGUUGGGAUGAGACACCUGGCCGUUCCAAAGGUAGCGAGACCCCAGGAGCCACACCAAGUACCCGUAUGUGGGAUCCCACACCCAGUCACACCCCAGCCGGAGCUGCCACGCCAGGUCGGGAUACCCCCGGACAUGCCACUCCUGGUCACGGUGGGGCGACUUCCAGUGUACGCAAGAAUCGCUGGGAUGAGACGCCAAAGACAGAUAGAGAGACACCCGGGCAUGGAAGUGGCUGGGCUGAGACGCCACGCACAGACAGGGGAGAUGAAUCUGUGGGAGAGACCCCCACUCCAGGUGCAAGCAAGAGGAAGUCGAGAUGGGAUGAAACACCAGCCAGUCAGAUGGGCUCCUCAACUCCUCUUCUCACACCAGGAAAGACCCCUCUGGGCACACCUGCUAUGAAUAUGGCCACGCCCACUCCAGGUCACCUGAUGAGCAUGACACCAGAACAGCUGCAGGCCUGGCGUUGGGAGAGAGAGAUUGAUGAGAGGAACCGCCCAUUGACUGAUGAGGAACUUGAUGCUAUGUUUCCAGAAGGAUACAAAGUACUUCCCCCACCAGCAGGCUAUGUGCCCAUCCGUACCCCUGCCCGUAAAUUAGCUGCCACACCAACCCCCAUUGGAGGCAUGACCGGCUUCCACAUGCAAGCAGAGGACCGAUCUACAAAACAGAUGAACGACCAGCCCUCUGGAAACCUGCCCUUCCUUAAGCCAGAUGACAUCCAGUACUUUGACAAAUUGUUGGUUGAAGUUGAUGAGUCCACCCUCAGUCCAGAGGAACAGAAGGAACGGAAGAUCAUGAAGCUCCUCCUGAAGAUCAAGAACGGAACACCUCCCAUGAGAAAGGCUGCGCUCCGUCAAAUCACAGAUAAGGCCAGAGAGUUUGGUGCCGGACCCCUCUUUAAUCAGAUCCUGCCUUUGCUGAUGUCUCCUACACUAGAGGACCAGGAGAGACAUCUGUUGGUGAAGGUCAUCGACCGCAUUCUCUACAAACUUGAUGACUUGGUUCGACCUUACGUCCACAAGAUUCUUGUGGUGAUUGAGCCUCUGCUGAUUGAUGAAGAUUACUACGCUAGAGUCGAGGGUAGAGAGAUUAUCUCCAACUUGGCAAAGGCUGCUGGUCUGGCCACCAUGAUUUCUACAAUGAGGCCUGAUAUUGACAACAUGGACGAGUACGUGAGAAACACGACAGCUCGUGCUUUUGCUGUUGUGGCCUCUGCCCUGGGCAUACCAUCUCUCCUACCUUUUCUUAAGGCUGUGUGUAAGAGCAAGAAAUCCUGGCAGGCUCGUCACACAGGCAUCAAGAUUGUACAGCAGAUCGCCAUUCUCAUGGGCUGCGCUAUCCUGCCCCAUCUCCGCAGUUUAGUGGAGAUUAUAGAGCAUGGUCUUGUGGAUGAGCAACAAAAAGUAAGAACCAUCAGUGCUUUGGCUAUCGCUGCCCUGGCUGAAGCUGCCACCCCAUACGGUAUCGAGUCCUUCGAUUCUGUGCUGAAACCUCUUUGGAAGGGUAUCAGGCAACACAGAGGCAAGGGUCUUGCCGCCUUCUUGAAAGCUAUUGGAUAUUUGAUUCCUCUUAUGGAUGCUGAAUAUGCCAAUUAUUACACCAGAGAAGUGAUGCUGAUUCUCAUUCGAGAGUUCCAGUCUCCAGACGAGGAGAUGAAAAAGAUUGUCCUCAAGGUGGUGAAGCAGUGCUGUGGCACAGAUGGUGUGGAAGCCAAUUACAUUAAAACCGAAAUCUUGCCCCCCUUCUUCAAACAUUUCUGGCAGCACAGAAUGGCUUUGGACAGGCGUAACUACAGACAGUUGGUGGACACUACAGUGGAGCUGGCCAAUAAGGUGGGAGCAGCUGAGAUCAUCUCGCGUAUUGUGGAUGACUUGAAAGAUGAAGCUGAGCAGUACAGAAAGAUGGUCAUGGAGACAAUUGAAAAAAUCAUGGGUAACCUUGGUGCCGCCGACAUCGAUCACAAACUGGAAGAGCAGCUGAUUGACGGUAUCCUGUACGCUUUCCAAGAACAGACCACAGAGGAUUCAGUCAUGCUGAAUGGCUUUGGCACAGUGGUAAAAGCUCUGGGCAAGAGAGUCAAACCAUACUUGCCUCAGAUCUGCGGUACAGUGCUGUGGCGUCUCAACAACAAAUCGGCCAAAGUCCGUCAACAGGCCGCCGACCUAAUUUCUCGCACAGCAGUGGUCAUGAAAACAUGUCAAGAGGAAAAGCUGAUGGGACACUUGGGUGUGGUGCUGUAUGAGUACCUGGGAGAAGAGUAUCCAGAAGUACUUGGUAGCAUCCUCGGAGCCCUUAAAGCUAUCGUCAAUGUCAUUGGUAUGCACAAGAUGACGCCACCUAUCAAAGACUUGCUUCCACGUUUAACACCCAUCCUGAAGAACAGACAUGAGAAGGUGCAGGAGAACUGCAUUGAUCUAGUGGGCAGAAUUGCUGACAGGGGAGCAGAGUAUGUGUCUGCCAGGGAAUGGAUGCGCAUCUGUUUUGAAUUGCUGGAGCUGUUGAAAGCCCAUAAAAAGGCCAUCCGCAGAGCUACAGUCAACACUUUCGGCUACAUUGCCAAGGCUAUUGGUCCUCAUGAUGUCUUGGCCACACUGCUCAACAAUCUAAAAGUACAGGAGCGUCAGAACAGAGUUUGCACAACGGUAGCCAUAGCUAUCGUGGCUGAGACGUGUUCACCCUUCACUGUGCUUCCUGCACUGAUGAACGAGUACCGCGUGCCUGAACUUAACGUACAGAACGGUGUCCUGAAGUCUCUAUCCUUCUUGUUCGAGUACAUCGGUGAAAUGGGCAAAGAUUACAUUUAUGCUGUCACACCUUUGUUGGAGGAUGCUUUGAUGGACAGAGAUCUGGUGCACAGACAGACGGCCAGUGCGGUGGUGCAGCAUAUGUCUUUGGGUGUCUAUGGGUUUGGAUGUGAGGAUUCUCUCAACCAUUUGCUCAACUAUGUUUGGCCUAAUGUCUUCGAAACAUCUCCUCAUGUUAUCCAAGCUGUCAUGGGUGCCCUUGAGGGCCUGAGGGUGGCGAUUGGUCCCUGCCGUAUGUUGCAGUAUUGCUUGCAGGGUUUGUUCCACCCUGCUCGCAAAGUGCGAGACGUGUACUGGAAGAUCUACAACAGCAUCUAAAUCGGCUCCCAGGAUGCACUGAUCGCACACUUUCCUCUUAUCUACAACGAUGAGAAGAACUCAUAUGUUCGUUAUGAGCUUGAAUACUUCCUGUGAAUAUAUCUACCCUUACAUGUGCACUCUUUUCUCCUAUAUCUGUGUCUUUACUCAUGGUUUAUAGGACUUGGUCCAGUUUUUUGUUUACUGGUAGAUUGCAAGUAGUACCACAAACUCUGUGGGUCAAAAUUCAUUUCUGACUAAAGAACAAAGUUGAAAGGAUCUGUCAUAUGUGAAGCUUUUAGGUCUUUUGAUUAGACUUAUGUUUUUACAGUGUGGCUCCAUGCAGUGACCGUAAAAUAGAAGAAUGUAACACUCAAUGAAUCUUUUAAACUCGAGACUUGUGUCCUGGACUGUCAAGUUGCUCUUUUCCUCAGUCACACAUCUGUUCUUAUUAUAAUGUUGCUUAGUUUGGCCGAAUAAACAUUUGUGUAUUAAAAGUCA